CCCAGCAUCACCGCCAACACUGUCCUCACUGACGGAGCCAACAUGAAGACCUCCACUCUCCUUAGCCGUCCCUUCCUGCUGGUGGUAGCAUUAGCGGUGUCCUGGACUGCGGCUGUUCCUCUGCAGGACACAAGUUUCCUGCAGGACAUCCGCUCCGACGAGCAGCUGCAGGAGUUUCUGGAGAACAAUCCCUCUGUGGCACUCCAGAUGUACCCUGACCUCCUCCGGGAAGCCUCUCAGGUGCUGGUGGUCGUUGAUCCAGACGUGGUGGUGGAGAUGCUGAGACAGAGGAGCCUGGAGGCGGCGGACACGCAGGAGAAGCAGCAGGAAGAGCAGCAGGAGGAGGCGGAGGAGAAUCACGACCGCAAAAAGAGACAGGCCACUUUCGACUUUGGAAUGAAUCGAGGACCCUACGGCAGGGACUACCAUGCCAGUGCAGGCUAUAACCACCACUUCAACAGCGGCAGGAGCUCCGUCGGUGUCAACGCCCACAGGAACUGGGGCAGCAGCGGCAAGUCCCACGGAUUCGGGAUCAGCUUCUCGCACAGGUUCCGUUGAGGGUACCGGCCAGCACAGACCUUAAUUCUUUUUAGGUCUCUCGCCAAAACACCAAGAAAACCUCUGUAAUGACAAACUCCACUACGCUCAACACUGGCAGGGAACAGAGAAUCUAAUGAUGAUCCGUAUGGAAAUAUAUUAAUGGAUCAUAUUGAUUCCUAUUUAUAUUUGAAAAAAUAAAUGUCUUACUUAUGUA
Molecule: messenger RNA, 754 nt
Organism: Eriocheir sinensis (Chinese mitten crab)
Lineage: Eukaryota; Metazoa; Arthropoda; Malacostraca; Decapoda; Varunidae
Exons: 3
Coding region: 43-558 (171 amino acids)
Source: RefSeq, a predicted model, not a curated record